Molecule: messenger RNA, 1809 nt
Organism: Physeter macrocephalus (sperm whale)
Lineage: Eukaryota; Metazoa; Chordata; Mammalia; Artiodactyla; Physeteridae
Gene: OSBPL2
Product: oxysterol binding protein like 2
Exons: 14
Coding region: 228-1670 (480 amino acids)
Cellular component (GO): plasma membrane; perinuclear endoplasmic reticulum; intracellular membrane-bounded organelle
Molecular function (GO): cholesterol binding
Source: RefSeq, a predicted model, not a curated record
CUUCCGCCUUGGUGUCAGUGGGUCGCGGGCCUGCGGGGCGGGGGCGGGGCGGGCUGCGGAGCUCGGUCGGCGCUGGAGGGAUCGCGGUCCAGAUCUCCAAUGCCUAUUGGAUUUUUACCUUAAAAAGUUCAUAGCGUGAAAUUUCUUACACUGUCGAUGUAGAUCCAGUACAAUGAUUCAGUAGAAGACCCUACAGAUCAGGCGGCGGAGGAGCCUGGCACUGAAGGAUGAACGGAGAGGAGGAGUUCUUCGAUGCCGUCACAGGCUUUGACUCUGAUAACUCUUCUGGGGAAUUUUCAGAGGCAAAUCGGAGAGUCACUGGCGUGAUUCACGUGGACACCAGCAAAAGUAAUGGCAUCGGAAAAGUUGGGGAGAGGCCUCCUCAAGAGAAUGGAGUUCAAAAGCACAGGACGUCGUUGCCUGCCCCAAUGUUUACCAGAAGUGACUUCAGCGUGUGGAGUAUAUUGAAGAAGUGCAUUGGCUUGGAGCUGUCCAAGAUCACAAUGCCCAUCGCCUUCAACGAGCCUCUGAGUUUCCUUCAACGGAUCACCGAGUACAUGGAGCACGUGUACCUCGUCCACAAAGCCUCCUGCCAGCCCCAGCCCCUGGAAAGGAUGCAGUCUGUAGCGGCCUUUGCGGUUUCGGCUGUGGCUUCCCAGUGGGAGAGGACCGGCAAGCCGUUCAAUCCACUCUUGGGAGAAACGUACGAGUUAACCAGGGAAGACUUAGGGUUCAGAUUCAUAUCCGAGCAGGUCAGCCACCACCCACCCGUCAGUGCGUUUUACUCGGAGGGCCUCCAUCAGGACUUCCUGUUUCACGGCUCCAUCUACCCGAAGCUCAAGUUCUGGGGGAAGAGCGUGGAGGCGGAGCCCCGUGGCACCAUCACGCUGGAGCUUCUCAAACAUAACGAAGCCUACACGUGGACCAACCCUACCUGCUGUGUCCACAACGUGAUUAUCGGGAAACUCUGGAUAGAGCAGUACGGGACGGUGGAGAUUGUAAACCACAGAACUGGAGAUAAGUGUGUGCUUCACUUUAAACCGUGCGGAUUGUUUGGGAAAGAACUUCACAAAGUGGAAGGGUACAUUCAAGACAAAAACAAAAAGAAGCUCUUUAUGAUCUAUGGCAAAUGGACGGAGUGUUUGUGGGGCCUGGACCCUGCUGCGUACGAGUCCUUCAAGAAGCAGGAGAGGAGAACCGAUCCCCUGCGGAAGACAAAGCUGGACGACUGCCCCGAGAAGGCCGACGGCGACGUGGUGGACGCUGUGCCGGAGGCGCAGGAGACGGUGCAGGUCAUUCCGGGCAGCAAGCUACUCUGGAGGGUCAACACCCGGCCCCCCCACUCGGCCCAGAUGUAUAAUUUCACGAGCUUCACGGUUAGUCUCAAUGAACUGGAGACGGGCAUGGAGAAGAUCCUGGCCCCCACCGACUGCCGGCUGCGCCCCGACAUCCGAGGCAUGGAGAACGGCAACAUGGACCUGGCGAGCCAGGAGAAGGAACGGCUGGAGGAGAAGCAGAGGGCGGCCCGGAGGGAGCGGGCCAGGGAGGAGGCCGAGUGGCAGACGAGGUGGUUUCACCGAGGCAGUAACCCGUACACGGGGACCCCCGACUGGCUGUACGUGGGGGGCUACUUCGAGAGGGAUUUCUCAGGCUGCCCAGACAUCUACUGAGAGAGCGGACCGGCCCCCGGACCCGGAGACCCGAGAGGCUAGACUCCGUCAAGUGGCUGCUCGGACCUUCGGUCACAGCAGAAACCAGCUCUUCUAGCGGCUGUUCGUGGAGAUGGCAGCAUCCCUGGCUGAGGGUUUG